Molecule: messenger RNA, 731 nt
Organism: Plectropomus leopardus (leopard coralgrouper)
Lineage: Eukaryota; Metazoa; Chordata; Actinopteri; Perciformes; Serranidae
Source: RefSeq, a predicted model, not a curated record
AUGUCCCUAAAAGUCCCUAAAGAUGACUCUAUGACAGAGGAGACCAAAAAUGAUCUGGAUGGUCCUGAAGAUAAAGGAGAUAAAGGCUCUGCUCCAAGUUGCAGCAGCAUAAGCAGCAUUGGAUCAGGAUCAAUUUCCAAAGUGGAGUUCCUAGAAGCCAGGAUCCAAUGGCAAGAAAAAAUAAUAAAGGAUCUUGAGCAAGAGCGCAAUUUCUUGCGUGAGCAAAUCAUGGGAAAGAAGAGAUCAUCUCAACCUAAAGUAUUUACUUUGGAGGACGACAACGAGGAUGAUGAUGGCAACAUGGAUGAAGAUGACGUCAUUCCCCAAUCUUCUCCAGACAUCAGUGAGUCCUCGGACAGUGAUGUUGUCAUCCAAAGAAGGAAGAAACGUCGGACACAGCCACCUGCAUCUGCAACUGUGGCUGUGCCUGGAAAAGCUCAUGUAAGAGUGAAAGGGCCAGCUGAGGUUAUCAGCAGAUAUAAAAAAAAGUCUUGAAAAGCUUAAGCAAAGUCCGCACCAUGACUGAAGCCUUCAGAAUCAAUGGCGUGGACCGGGGAACCAUCAAGAUGACUGCUGCAAUUGCAGAGCUCAACAUUGUGGAUCCUGUAACCUUCAACAACCUGAAGUAUGAUCCUGCAACUGAGACCCUGCAGUCCUUUGCUAAGAGGUGUGCAACGCACAUAACCUCUGAGAAGAAGAGCAUUAUAGAGGACAUGAAGGCCAAAGGUCAA